Molecule: messenger RNA, 3618 nt
Organism: Cucurbitaria berberidis CBS 394.84
Lineage: Eukaryota; Fungi; Ascomycota; Dothideomycetes; Pleosporales; Cucurbitariaceae
Exons: 3
Coding region: 425-3280 (951 amino acids)
Biological process (GO): positive regulation of phosphatidylinositol biosynthetic process; vacuole inheritance; protein localization to vacuolar membrane
Cellular component (GO): PAS complex; fungal-type vacuole membrane
Source: RefSeq, a predicted model, not a curated record
CCUGAGACUGUGCCCAAGAGACUGUGUGGCUCAGUGGGUCGACGUCAACGUCAGCCAUCAGGCUAGGCCCAAUGCAGACGACAGGCAGGCCGGGCAGGCAGGCACGCUGAUUUCAUCACACCUCACAUUCAUUCAUUCAUUCACUCUCCCUCUCGCUCUCCCAUGGGCCCCCGUCCGCAUAUCCCACUGCAAAUGUACCUGUCGCCCCGACGCCACACCACCGCUGCUUCGACCGCAAACUCCCCGCGCUGCGGCGCCGUCCAACGACCGCCUGCCGCGUGCUGGCCAGGACCGCCUCAUCUAUUUUGACCGCCCUUGGUCUCGGACCUCGCUGCUAUCCAGGCCCUCUCCAAGCCAACUUCCGGCGAAUCGCGCACGACAUGCCACGAGCGCUCUUGCCCAUUGAAGCAAGAGAAGCUCCAUCAUGACCUCGACUACCCCCGACGACGACGACUAUCACUCCAUUACCGGCGUGCUGCAGUCCGCAGAGCCCACCACGUCGACGACGCCCACGACACUGCACACCCCAGCACCACCAGAACCCGCGCCCUCCCGUGAUAUCUCUCCAAACAAGGGCCACCAAGCUCCUGCUGCUACUCCUGCUGCUGCUACUACUGCUGCUGCACCCGAGAGCGAGCCCACUGCAUCUAUGCGACACCACACGCUGGCUGGGCCACGCUCGCUCAACGCCUCGGGCUCGCCAUCGUCAGCAGCCUCGCCGCUCUCUUCGCGAGACGCUUCACCCGCCCGCCCCCACCAGCGCACCGCUGCCCCCACGGGAACUGCCCCCAGGUCUGGCUUCCGUUCACGCAAGAGCAGUACCGACGUGAGCCCUCACAGGCUCCCCAGCCUUGGCGGGUCAGGCACCAAGACUCCUUCCGCCGCCUCUAUCAAGCGCGCUCUGUCCUCAACGAGCAUACCUGAACUCCCACCAGCCUCGUCCUCAGAAACUACGAGGGCGCCCCGGCCCUUGAAGUCUACUUCCGGCCCCAAUUCAGGUGACAACACGCCUCAUUGGCCCAUCUCGCCUCGUCUUAGGUCCCCGCCGCCUGGGGAUGACGGCCGCUCGCGUUCACGCGCAAACUCUCUUCGCUCGCAGCUCAAGAAGCCCGACGCUCAAUCUAUGCCCGCCAUCGUCGUCCAGAGCUCCUCGCCUGCCCCACAUUCUCGCUUUCCUGUAAGGGAGGAGGCCGUGGCUAGCGACCCAGACGAGCCUGUGCUGAGCAUGAAAGUGUCGUCUCGCGGUGCCAGCGGUGUUGCUCCCAAGCUGGAGACGGUUCAAGAAUCAAGCCUGCCUGCUACUCCCGGGUUUGACGGUCUUGAAGUGCAAAGUUUUAUCCACCCUGCUACAACGCACAGAAGCUCCACCGAAGAGCGAAAUGACGUCAGCUCAUCCAAAGUCACCGAAGACCUCAGCACCAAGCACAACAACACCAUGAACACGGAGAGCGGAAGCGACAGCGCCACCAAGACCGGCAAGACGGCCAAGAUGCAGGAACAGCGCGCUUCAUCUACACAUCGGCCUAAGACCAUCUCUGCAAAACCAUCGCUAUCGUCGCUGUCAAAUAGGUCUCGGACGGAGCCACCUUUGCGCAACAUGACAGUCGAGACGGAAACCGUCCCUUCAAUAGCGCAGGCGACUAUCGGCAACCAAGAUCGCUCCGCGUCAGGACGCGUCGACGGAAGCUUGCGGCUGAAGCCAAGCAAUGAGACAAUACGCCCCAAGAAAGAGAGAAAACCCCCGAAGCGAAAAGCACCGUCGAUCAAUUCGGGUACUGGCUUUCGCAAAGCUUCAUCCAAAGCAGAUGUUUUCGAACAGAAGGUAGCCAGCGCAGUUGACCAGGCAAACUCAUCCGACUCGGACGCUACCUUCAUUUACGAGUCAAACCCGCCCGAACAACCGCAUCGCAGUCGACACCACCACUCACGAACACCUAGUAUGACAUCGAUCGCAAGCCUCGCAGAUCCCCGACUUGCGAUACGCGAUGCGCACAAAAAUCCCAACAAGAAGAGCAGUAUGAAGUUUACGAAUCCCUACAAUAACCCAAGCAUAGACGGCGAUUCACUGGAUCGUGGCGAAGGUACCAUUCGAAUUGGGUCAGGUCGAGUAAGCGGAGGCAGCCACCAUCACCACAUUGGAAGACAUGGCCAAGGCCGAGGCACCCUGAAUCACCUCGUACUAGACAGCGACUCGUCAAUGGCGCAGUCCUCGCGUGCACGCGGCCCGUCGUCAAGACAAGCAUCGCAGCCAAACAGUCCUCGUUUUCACACGUUCAGUGUAGCCAAUGGCCAGAGCAAUGGUAUAAAGAAGCAUGGAGAGUACUCGACGUACGACGUGGACGCAGAGAACGUUGCCGAUGAUGAGCGAACACCCUUGAUUCCAACAGGCCGAAGCCCACGUGUUCGAACUCCUCGCCAACGAAACAGCACGGCCCUACGCGGGCUGGAACGCCGGCAUCGUCACGAUAGUGGCUGGUGUCGCCGCUUCGCCGGAUGUCUUGUUCUCUCGAUAUUACUUCUCGUGGUCAUCUUCAGCUCCGUUGGAUUAGUGUUUGCGACCACUAAGCCUCUAACUAGCGUCAUGGUUAGGGACAUACAAAAUGUCGUUGCAAGCCAGGAAGAGAUUAUGCUUGACUUGAUCGUCAACGCUGUCAAUCCCAAUAUCAUUGGUGUCACCGUUUCCGACAUGGAUGUGUUUAUAUUCGCAAAGAGCAAACACCUAGGGUCAGACAAAUGGUGGCGCGAACAUGGGAACGGGCCGCAUGAUAAGAAAGAGGACUGGCAGCCGAUCAUAGAUGUCCCGACCACCAGUGGGGAAACCGAAGUAGCCACCAAUGGUAUCGAUGAAGGAACUGAUCCCAUCGAGAGCGAACCGCGUACCAUGACACUUGGCCGCAUCUUCCACUUCGACUCGCCACUGAACUUUGAUGGUUCAUUCUUCCAGCGAACUCGUGCCGAGUCUAUCGGCGAGAUACGACUAUUCAAACCCGGCAACAAGACAGAAGCUGGCGGAACGGAACGCUGGGAAGAGGUUCUCCAGCAUCCUUUCGAGCUCAUCGUCCAAGGCAACUUCAAGUACACAUUACCACUCAGCACACGCGAGCACAAAGUCCCUAUCACAGCAUCCUACUACUAUGAUCCGGAUCUCGAGAAGAAAAAGCUCAUCGAUAUUGAAGCAGAGAAAGUCGAAGAAAAUAACAUUAAGCUAUCACACGCUGUACCAUCAACACGACUAGGACGAUAUGAUCGCAGAGCAUUACCGCUUCUGAAAUCCCAAUAGUCCAUCAUUCCAUUAUGUACUACAACAGCGCCCGUGCUCGGAGUGGUCAGCCAGCAUCCGCGGCCCCGAUAACAUGCUCAAAAAGAAGACCGAUACCCCCAUAAACACGAGUUACGACCCUAUAGACCUGUUUCAGCCCGGCAAAUGCAACCGCGGCUUUUUAGCUUCACAGCUAUUACGAAUUUCUUUUCCUUUUCAACAUCGCCUUGUCACCACUUGGGACAAAAGGCUAGCCCCUGAUCAUCUGAGCCAGUAAAUUGCCUAGCGAUUCAGCGACAUGCAGCGACGGUGUUUGUAUCACGAUAGUCUGAGUUUAAUCUUUGGGAUUUUGCCUCCGU